UUCUUUUCCCCUAAUUCGUCAUCGAAUCCUCAAAUCAUUUUGCUCUUUUUCCUUCUUUCUGCAACAUUUUUACAUACAUAGUCUAUAGAUAUAGAUAUAGUGGGAGGGGAAAAAAGAGAAAGCCAUGCUUGACUUUGGUGAUGAGUUGAUAAUCGAAAGCUACAAAAUCUCAUGGCAAAUAUGGAUCCAUCUUCUUGUUACGAUUCUUUUCAUAAUCCUUAUUUUCUUUGGAUUCAACAUUUUUACUUCAGAUUUCUCCCAAAAUCCUUCCAUCACUACGACAUCAGCUGCACCUUCAACUAGCUCUUCACAAAGAACCAAGGUAAAUGAAAACCGAAGAAUUAAGAGAGUUGCGGGAACAAGCAGACGGGCAAUGGUUGAAGUUGAAGAAUGCGAAGAAUCUUCAUUGAAUGAUUCUACAUUUUUUGGGCUUUUUAGAGAUCCAAACCACGCUUGUAACUAUCUCGGACUACUUAAACAAGCUCUUUUCAAAUGUUUCGGCUUAGAUUCCAGAUGCGAGAGCUCAAACAACGGAAAACUCGAAAAUGAAGAUUGAUGCAAGCACUCUCUGUUGGAAAAAAUUUAACAAUUGGGGCCACACAUGUAUAUGA
This is a messenger RNA of Olea europaea var. sylvestris, 611 nucleotides long. RefSeq lists its product as uncharacterized. Bases 125 to 556 code for a protein of 143 amino acids. The transcript is spliced from 2 exons. NCBI's taxonomy places the organism in Eukaryota, Viridiplantae, Streptophyta, Magnoliopsida, Lamiales, Oleaceae. The record is from RefSeq and is a predicted model, not a curated record.